AUGUCUAUUUCUCCUCCAAAGUCUGUCUUAAAGCCUGCUGCAGCUAAGUACCUCUGCAGCUCCUCUCUUAGCCAAAGCCACUACCAUCUCUUGCUUAGAUUUCUUCAAGCUAUCCUAACAAGUGGCCCCACUUCCACCCCUGCCCCCAACCCCAGGUUUCCCACAGGCUGUUCUCUCCCAGUCUUUCUACUCCCUUCUGUCUGUUUCCACCUCGUGCUCAGCUGCAGGACUGUGGAGCACUCAGAACACCCACCCCCUGGCCACUUCUGUGCAUUUGUACCUGCACAGAGGUACCUGGGCUCAAAUACCUUCAUGUCCUUUGACCUUUAG
Molecule: messenger RNA, 330 nt
Organism: Rangifer tarandus platyrhynchus (Svalbard reindeer)
Lineage: Eukaryota; Metazoa; Chordata; Mammalia; Artiodactyla; Cervidae
Source: the annotation of a GenBank genome assembly